CAAAACGUGACUGGUGGCAUUGCGCAAUUUUGUUUCUUUUAAAAUGGGAAACUGUUGUCAAAAGUUUCUUUUUCACAACUUUCUUGAAACAUGGAACCAGCUUUUUUCGGGUUAGACCCAUUAUUCCACACUCAUGUCAAAUUGUUUAUUAAGGAUGUGUUAAAAUUGGAACGUGUGCCCGAUGUUUCCCUUGAGGUGUUCCAACUUUAUGAUCAUGUCAUAAGACUGGUCGAAAUCUGCGGGAUUGUUGUGGCCGUUGAAAAUUCAGGUGGAAAUAUUAUUUACACAGUCGAUGAUGCCUCUGCCACGAUAAGUUGUUGCUUGUUCAGUGACAACAUGGAUGUCAAUUACGUGCCCUUGGAACUUGGCACUGCAGUGAGAGUACGUGGAAAAAUCAGCACUUAUGAAGAUAGAAAGCAGAUCAGAAUCUAUGACAUUUUCACACUUGAAGACCCAAAUGAAGAAUUAGUUCAGUAUAUACAUACCGCCACGCUUGAAGUGGAGUACCAAAAGCCGUAUCGUUUACCAAGUGCUAUCGAGAAAAACAAGAAUUCUCUUUUGAACCGAUUAAAUGACCCUCGUAUUGAGGAAGAUUACUUUAUUAACGGAUUUGCAAUGGAAAUACUUCAAUUUAUAAAGGCGAGUGGUCAAAGCACUUUAAGUAUAUGGGUUCCGACAAGAGAACCAUCUUUGGUAGAAGCCGCCCAAAGUGUCUUGGAGCAAAUCGGUGAGGAAGUGACGGUCAAUGGUGUAAUGGAAUUGUUUGGAAAAGCCAUUAAAGUUUUAAAUGAUAAUAAUUUGGUAUUUACAUCCAAAGAAAAAGACAAGUUAAUAUUGGCAAAUAUACCAGCAAUGGAAGGAUUCAUUGUGAAAGUUAUUAUUGAAACUUUAGAACUGGUGCCUUACCAAAGUGGUGGGGUCCAGGCAGAAUACCUUUUGAUAAGAACAAUGGAUCAAUUUGACUAUUUGACCAAAAAUGAUGUCAAUCGAUUAUUGAAAAGUAUGAUUCUCCGGGGUAUAGUAUAUACUCCUUGUGCUGGAGAAUAUAGUGUUCUACCUUAUUGAUUCUAAUAAUUCCUUCUCUCCUUGCAAUUUUCAUCUUCAAAUGUACAUACUCGACGCAAUAAACAUAACAUAUUCCUUUGGCUGACGUAAUCAAGUGCAUUUAUCCAUCGAUAUGACUGCCUCUGGGUGUUUGGGCGGGAAGGUAUCAGGUUGUACAGAGAAGGUCAAACAGUCAUAUGAUGCAAUAUGAGGUUAGUAUCUUAUACGAGUGUCCAUUCUUUCUUAUUUGUUUUACCACUUUUGAC
Messenger RNA from Mucor mucedo, 1310 nucleotides. RefSeq lists its product as uncharacterized. Gene Ontology annotation, biological process: nucleotide-excision repair; double-strand break repair via homologous recombination; DNA replication. The record is from RefSeq and is a predicted model, not a curated record. The coding region runs from base 91 to 1065 and encodes 324 amino acids. The transcript is spliced from 5 exons. Gene Ontology annotation, cellular component: DNA replication factor A complex; chromosome, telomeric region; site of double-strand break. Gene Ontology annotation, molecular function: nucleic acid binding. Lineage: Eukaryota; Fungi; Mucoromycota; Mucoromycetes; Mucorales; Mucoraceae.